Messenger RNA from Penicillium malachiteum, 1035 nucleotides. RefSeq lists its product as uncharacterized. The coding region runs from base 1 to 1035 and encodes 344 amino acids. The transcript is spliced from 2 exons. The record is from RefSeq and is a predicted model, not a curated record. NCBI's taxonomy places the organism in Eukaryota, Fungi, Ascomycota, Eurotiomycetes, Eurotiales, Aspergillaceae. Gene Ontology annotation, cellular component: cytoplasm.
AUGUCCGACUCAACCCUUUAUCUCUACACCUCCUUGACGGCGGGUUCGUCCCAUAUUGUCACCGCCACUGCCCGCAUAGAGACUAUCCUCAAGGCAAACAAGCUUCCUUUCCGAGCCAUUGAUGUUGCCACAGAUGAAGCCGCCCGCAAGCUGUGGGGUCGCCGUUCCAAGGGAAAGAAGUUGCCAGGGCUUGUGAAGUACGGUAACAUAGUAGGAGACCUCGAAGAAAUCGAAGAAUGGAACGAAUUCGGCGAGCUGCGCAUGGUCGUAAACAGUGCCCCAGAUCUGGAUGGCAUGCCAGCAACAAGUUACCCGGUCGCUGCACCCUCCCCGCCCAAAGAGCCCGAACCCAAGACCCCCAAGCCUGUCACAAUCAAAAUCCAAAGUCCGCCCGCAACAAAGCCCGACGAAAGCGAAAAGAAAGAUACCUCCGCCGUGCUUGCACUGCGACAAGCUAGUGCUGAAGCUGCCUCGAAGGCAAAAAGCAAGACCGACGAGAAGAAAGAGCCGGAGACGAAACCUGAGGAUGAGCAAUCAUCAUCUUCUAGCCUGACCGCUAAGCAUCGUAAGGGCUCUGUUGCGCCCGAGCUCCCUGACACAGCACCUGAGUCGCCUAAUGGUCCCAAGAGACCCCCUCUUGUGCCUGAAGUUGCGGCUAUGUCAUCGGCGAAUUUCCAUGCUGAUAAUGCUGAGAUGAUGGGUCUUGUGGAACAUCAUCGUGGAUUGAUCAUCUCGGCGGACAACAAGGAAGAGCAAGAUAAGGCAGUGCAUGAGAUUCGGGCAUCCAUUUCGUCGGAGGAUCCUUCGGGAUCUGUGGCUGCUUUGCGGAAGGAGGCGGCGGAAAUCAAGCGUCCGAGUGAGACUAUUGAGGAGAGUCCGGUCACGGAGGAUGUUGUUGCUGAGGAGAAGAAGGAGGAACCCAAGGAGGAUGUUGUUGCUACUGAGAAGGAAGAGACCAAGGAAGCUCCUGUGACUAAACCUGAAGAGGAGAAUAUUGAGACAACUGAGAAGGUCGAGACAGAGCCUGAGACUUAA